CCCUGAAGGAUGGCUUCCAUUAUGGGGGAUGCGAUCAUGGUGCUCAAAGGCCUUGCCAAGCUGACGGAGGCAGCCGUGGAAACCCACCUGCAGCACUUCGGCCUUGGUGCGGAGUUCAUCAUGGCAGCCCGGGCCCUGCAGUCCACAGCUGCAGAGCAGUUCAGCAUGUUCCUGGGGACGGUGCAGGAGCAGGACAAGCAUGAAGAAUCUUACAUGUCGGAGAGCUUUGACGACCCAGAAUCAGAGUUCCACUUCUCAGGGCCAAGGGCCGAGGGCGCCUCUGCAGACUUCUCUGCAGCCUCCUCCCAGGACCAGCCGUCGUCUCCACCCCAGGAUUAUGCCAGCAGCAAGGGCCCAGCUCCUGCCUACGCUGACAGUGGACCCUUUAGGGAAGCUGGGCUCCCAGGGCAGACUGCCUCUCCUCUGGGCAGGCGGGACGGGAGGCUUUUUGUAGAUAGCAGAGCCCCCUUCUGUCCCACUGGCCUGCAGCGAAGGUUCUUCCACCAGGACCAGUCCCCUGUGGGGGGCCUUACAGCCGAGGACAUUGAGAAGGCCCGGCAGGCCAAGGCGCGCCCCGAGAGCAAGCCCCACAAGCAGAUGCUCAGUGAGCGGGCUCGGGAGCGGAAGGUGCCAGUAACAAGGAUUGGGCGGCUGGCCAACUUCGGAGGUAAGGCGGCUGUGUGUCUGUGCCCUCCCCUGCCCUGGCAGGCCAGUCCUGGCUGAGGGGGGCUGGCCUACCCUGGCCCCAGCAUGGAGGUGGCAGAGGGCGGGGC
This is a messenger RNA of Myotis lucifugus (little brown bat), 773 nucleotides long. RefSeq names its product coenzyme Q8A (gene COQ8A). Lineage: Eukaryota; Metazoa; Chordata; Mammalia; Chiroptera; Vespertilionidae. Bases 10 to 723 code for a protein of 237 amino acids. The record is from RefSeq and is a predicted model, not a curated record. The transcript has 3 exons.